CGUUGCGAACGGACGUCCACGUCGCGCCGCUUAACCUAAAAGAGAACCAAACCGCAGAGAAGUGAAAAGAAAGAGAGAUUCGAUUCGAUUCGUGAUCGCUGAGACGAGAAUAAAAGUGAAGAACACAAAAAAAAGAGUGCAAGAAAAUUAAGAACUAAAUCCACAACAAAAUGGUCUUGAACGGAAUGCCCAUGGCCAUGCCCAUUCCUAUGCCUGUGCCAGUGCCAGUGGCCAGUCCGCCGGCCACCAAAUCCCGUGUCCAGAUCGACUGGGACAUCAACGAUUCGAAGAUGCCGACGGUGGCCGAGUUUGACGAAUUCAACGACUGGGCGAAUGGCCACUGUCGCCUCAUCUACGGCCUGCAGAGCGACGAGGCAAGGAAGCACGCCAGCGGCUGGGCCAUGCGCAACACCAACAACCACAACGUGAACAUCCUGAAGAAGAGCUGCCUCGGGGUGCUCCUCUGCAGCGCCAAGUGCAAGCUCCCGAACGGAGCCAGUGUCCACCUGCGGCCCGCCAUCUGCGACAAGGCGCGUCGCAAGCAGCAGGGCAAACAGUGCCCCAAUAGAAACUGCAAUGGAAGACUGGAGAUCCAGGCCUGCCGCGGCCACUGCGGCUACCCCGUCACGCACUUUUGGCGGCGGGACGGCACCGGAAUAUACUUCCAGGCGAAGGGCACCCACGACCAUCCGCGGCCUGAGGCCAAGGGUUCCACGGAGGCGCGUCGCCUGCUCGCCGGCGGCAGACGCGUCCGCAGCCUGGCCGUGAUGCUGGCCCGAGACGCGGCCCUCAGCGACAAGCUCUGCAGCCUGCGGCCCAGCAAGCGACAGGCCAACCCACAGCUCCUGCAGGAGGCAGGCAGCAAGCGGAAGAGGAUAGAGAUUCCGCAGCAGCCCAGUCAGGGAGAGUUCCAGGGAGCCGCAGCCUCCACUGCAGCCUAUCUGUCCACAUCCACACCCAUUCCCUCGUCGAACUUCAAUGCCCAGCAGAGCGGCUAUCCAGCGGCAAAUGGAAGCCAAUGGAGUGGAGCAGAUCUGUACUCCGCCUACGGACAGCAAGAGGGAGGAGCAGGCGCCUACGACAAUGGGAUGUACAGCGAUUACAGCAUGCUGCACUCCCCGCUCUCCUCACACAGCUCCACCGCCAGCUACUACCAGGAGAACCUACAGCAGCCACAGCAACAGCAGCUGCAUCUUCCCUCCGUCCAGGAGACGAUGAAUGCCAGCUACGAGCCACCGAUGCCCGCCAGCUAUCCGUGUGGCAUGCCUCUGUACGAGAGCUGCGACGACACCUCCAGCCUCACGAGCAGCAGCAGUUCCGGCUACAGCUCCGAGGAUUACAGCUACUUGAAUGGGUAUCAUCUGCCUGGAUCGGGAUCUGGAUCUGGAUCUCUGGACGUCAGCGGAGGAGGAGGAGCAGGCGGGCCAGCUGCCCAGGAUAGUUUCUACACGACCAGCUCCGAGAUCUUCAGUGUCUUCGAGUCCACGUUGAAUGGUGUGGGGGGUGGCCCCUCUGCCGUGGAGCUGUUCUACGACGAGGCAGCCGCCUACCAGCAGUCGAGCUACCAGCAGCAACAGCAGGACGCUGCAGCGGACUACUACUACAGCAACACGGGAGUGGACAACGUGUGGAAUAUCCAGAUGGACGGCGCGAGUGCGUAUCAUCCGAGCACAGGAGGAGCGGGAGCAGCGCCAACGGAUCCCGUCUAUUGCUAGAGAAAAUUCCCGAUCCAUUCCCGAUCUCUCCCACUGGAUCCACCCCACUCAAGUGUUGUUCUUCUAGUCUGUAAUUGAUUUCUAUCCACCAUUCCCCCCCAUACACACACGAGUUUUGUAUAUGGUUCUGUUUGUUGGUUCUUUUAUUAUAUGAAGAUUGAAUGUUUUCUUAGUCACUUGUUUCCUCCCCCAGAGCUACUCCAAAGUUAAAGCCUAAGUAUCUGCAUCUCUAAGUACAUUCCGUGCAUAAGUAUCUCGUAGAUAUAUGUAUAUGUAUUAUCCUAGGACAUUAAGGAUAUUAAGCGAAAUCGCCCACCUAUUUAUUGUACUCUCGUAUGAGCCUUUUGCGUAGUA
Drosophila obscura is the source of this 2069-nucleotide messenger RNA. It is a transcript of the gene gcm, whose product is annotated as transcription factor glial cells missing. The record is from RefSeq and is a predicted model, not a curated record. The transcript is spliced from 2 exons. Gene Ontology annotation, biological process: regulation of transcription by RNA polymerase II; gliogenesis. Gene Ontology annotation, cellular component: nucleus. Gene Ontology annotation, molecular function: RNA polymerase II cis-regulatory region sequence-specific DNA binding; DNA-binding transcription activator activity, RNA polymerase II-specific. NCBI's taxonomy places the organism in Eukaryota, Metazoa, Arthropoda, Insecta, Diptera, Drosophilidae. Bases 171 to 1715 code for a protein of 514 amino acids.